Messenger RNA from Auanema sp. JU1783, 1353 nucleotides. Lineage: Eukaryota; Metazoa; Nematoda; Chromadorea; Rhabditida; Rhabditidae. The record is from the annotation of a GenBank genome assembly.
AUGGACACUAUGGCUUCAACAAGUUGCAACCAGUCAUCAGAUGAUGAUGACCAUCUUUCCGAAAUAUGCGAUGAAUUCUAUGACCCAACGAAAAUGCAGUUAAAACAAGGAUAUUUUCGUCGAAAAUGGCGAAAGGCUAAAACCUCCUUAUUAUCUAUGUGUAUGUCUAAAUAUAGAAAAUGCUUAACGAAGAUGAAAAAGUGCAUACGAACUGACACAGAGAUUGAUCAUGAUCGUCGAAAAAGUUCAGCAAAGCUGCAACCUUUGCCAGAUCGCCCAAUCAGACGUGUUGCUUCGAAAUUAAAACGAAGACCUACAGAUGAACUUAACAAGCUUCGCAAAAAAGGAGAAGACUGGACAGCCAAUGAUCUUUUCCGUUUCCAAUACAGUGAUCCAGAAGCAGGUACUCCGGAAGAACGUCGUCAGCUCUGCUACGAAUGGCUCGACAGAUUACAUGAUAUUUCAAAGAAAUAUUGUUAUUUGGCCUGGUAUGAAGCUGCAAUAUAUGCAUGUUAUUAUCGAUUAGCCCCAAUAUUAACUGAUAUGAACGAGAAAAAAUCCAUCUGGAGAGAUGUUAGGCAGGAGUAUGCAGAAAUCUUCUUAAUGGGUCGUAGAAUCUGGAGAAGACCCAUUCAUCCAUCUCGUCUACGCGUCUUCUAUGACAUGGCUAUGCUUUGCGUUCGUUUCGGAGAAGUUGAAAUGGACAAAACAAUUCCAAUGUUCCGUGAUUUGCUCGAUGAUGCAACGAACUUCGAUUUCAAGGUGCUUAAUGAGGUCGAAUUUGCAAAGUCCAUAGACAAGGUCACAAGGCUUGAGAACUUUGUAAUAGACGAAUUUUAUCCUCGUCGAAGGUCCUCUGGAUCAGUUCGAACAAGCUUCCGAUCACGUAGGAACACGGAUAGAAGUCCAUCUCGUCGGAGUCAAACAGAUGAGGACACUUUCGUCGACGCUAAAUCAUCUAUAUCUGGUAUCCCGGGCUUGAGAGAUGAAUCUGAUACCGAUAUUGAUUGCAUUGAAGAAAAGAUGAAUCUAGUUAACUUGACUUCAUCAGAUGCAACCGUUUCUCCAAAAGUUGAGCAAAAAUCACCGGAAUUAAAACAAGCUGUACGAAGCAGUUCCAUUCUGUCUUUGUGGUCUGAAGUUGACUCCAUGAAAUCUGCUUCCGAAGAGCCCUUAGUAGAAAAAAACUCUCCGCGUCAAAGGAAAGGAGCUUCUAUGUCGCCAAAAACGGAACAUCGUUCCUUGAACAUCCCAAAAAUAGUCAUCAACGCUCCCAGUCGAGCCAACAGUAUGCGUUCAGGAUCCCCUCGCUUAAAUGUGAGAUUUGAGGAAAAGGAACCUCUAAUACAGUAG